GUUGCUGGAUUCACUUUAAUUGUUGUCGGCAUAUUAACAAAAGUUUAUUCCGAAUAUUAUAUACUAUAUUCUGACAACAAAAGUGAACCGUUACCGUGGCUUAUUAUUGGCGUUGGUAUUACCGUCUUGCUUGCAGGAAUACUAGGUUGUUGUGGUGCUAUUAGAGGAAACAUGUGUAUCUUGGGAAUUUUUUUAAUAUUGCUUUUGAUUAUAUUUGUUUUUGAAAUUGCUGUUGGUAUUAUGGCAUUUACCUAUUCAUCAAAGGUUGAAGCUUAUGUUGAUAAAAGAUUAAAAAUUGCUGUAGAAGAUGUUUUUGAUAAUAGUUCUUCAUCAAGAGAUUUUCUCGAUUGGGCUCAUGAAAAGUUCAGUUGCUGCGGAUAUUUAGGACCUUCUGACUUUAACAAUGCUACAGGUUCAAAGUUGACAUGUGGAUAUAAUAAUGGUCUUCCAUCAUGCCAUCGAAAGAUGAAUUGCCAAAAAACUCUUUUUACCGAUGGGUGCAAGUUAAAGUUUUAUGAUUUUAUUAAACAAAAUAUAGUUAUUGCUGGCGGAGUUGUUUUUGGUCUUUCGGUUAUGCAGCUAAUUGGAAUUGUUUGCUCGUGCGCGUUGGGCUGUGUCAGAGGUGGAAGAGACUACGGAAGUUUUUAAUCGAAAUGGUAAACAGAGUUUUGCUGAAACCUAAAAAAACAAGAAGUUGUUUAAAAUAUUAGAUUUAAAUGUUUUUAA
Molecule: messenger RNA, 726 nt
Organism: Hydra vulgaris (swiftwater hydra)
Lineage: Eukaryota; Metazoa; Cnidaria; Hydrozoa; Anthoathecata; Hydridae
Product: 23 kDa integral membrane protein
Cellular component (GO): plasma membrane
Source: RefSeq, a predicted model, not a curated record